This is a messenger RNA of Chanos chanos (milkfish), 1399 nucleotides long. RefSeq names its product transmembrane protein 243, mitochondrial a (gene tmem243a). The record is from RefSeq and is a predicted model, not a curated record. Bases 220 to 660 code for a protein of 146 amino acids. Lineage: Eukaryota; Metazoa; Chordata; Actinopteri; Gonorynchiformes; Chanidae. The transcript is spliced from 5 exons.
UUUGGAUACACUAAGCAGCUGAACUACCAAAAACGGUGGUCUGUUUCACUCACAUCGCUUAGUUGUCGUCUGCUCGCUCGCUCUCUUUGAGAACCGGUGACCGGGAGCACAAUGUGCGUCAGUUAAACCCUUCCCCCCCCUCCCCCUGGGCCGUGUGAGAAAGGGUCUGUCUGGAGGAAUGUGUUUUUCUGGGUGGUAUGAAGGAUCCGAGCAGGACUCAUGAGUGCGGUGGGCUGGGGGAGAGCUGAGAGAUUAGCCGGUCCUCAUGACCAGGACCUUAGUCCACUCAGCCCCACGGCUAACAUGGACGACUUCACCACACGCACCUAUGGCACCGGCACACUGGACAACAGACCCCUGUUCGGAGAAACGUCGGCCCGGGACAGAAUAGUAAACCUUGCUGUCGGUGGAUUCACUUCACUGCUCGUGAUGGUGACCAUCAUCAGCUCCUUUCUCUUUCCCGCCUCACCCCCCAGAGCUCUGAACAUUUUCUUCAGCGUGUGUAUCGUCAUGAUCUGCUCGUCCGUGCUGAUUCUGAUAUUCUGGUACCGUCAGGGAGACCUGGAGCCCAAGUUCAGGAAGCUCAUCUACUACAGCAUAUCAUCCGUGGUCCUGCUCUGCCUGUGUGCCAAUUUGUAUUUCCAUGAUGUCGGAAGAUGAGGAGCGUCCUAAAGUUUCUCAGGGGCCGCACGAUCCAGAACAUUCUCGGAUGACCCAGCGUCUUUAGAUACUAAAAAUAUAUGUCUGUUUAACAUUGUGAGAGUAACGUGUUUUUCCCGUAUAAGCAGAAGCCGAGGAGAGAAGAAGCACAUUUCCCUUUAGAACAGAGGAGAAGGGCUGAAUGUUAAGUCAAAUCCGUUUUCACAUUCAUCUCAUUCCAUAUUAAAGUUGAGGUGCUGUACGUGAAGUAUAGAGCUGCUGAAAGAUUUUGAGCAUUUCUGAGCGCUUGUUUGAAUGUGUUUUCAAAAUGUGUGCAUUUCUUUACCUAAUUUAAUUGUCAUUCCAGUCAUUCUGAGCUGUUGAAUAGGAUUUUGUCCCUGGACGGGUUGUUUAGGCACUUAGAGAAAACACAUGACACUAGUUAAUAUGAAGAUGUUUCUGUUUGCUGGGGAAUCUCAUACAAUCCUCUGUGUGUCAUUCAUCAUCUCUCUGUCAUUUACUGCUGCACUUUACCAUGCUACAUCUCAAGGUUUGAUCAGCCAAUAGCAAUACACUACCUUUGGCUAAAGGCCAGAGAUGAGUCUGGGUGUCCUGGACAGUUUGCUUACGGGGAAACUGUUAAAUGAAUAUGCAACUCAGCAUUCUUUCCCUCUGUUUAUGGAGGGUUGUCUUAAUAAAUACCAGAAUGACAAUGACUGCAGUAUAACUAUUGGAGUGCAAUAAAAACUAUGAAACUGUC